Molecule: messenger RNA, 279 nt
Organism: Rotaria socialis
Lineage: Eukaryota; Metazoa; Rotifera; Eurotatoria; Philodinida; Philodinidae
Source: the annotation of a GenBank genome assembly
AUGACACUUUAUCGUUCAUUCAACCACGGUCCCGUAGCAAUGCACUAUAGCCAUGCAUAUAAUAAACCAUUUCACGCAGAAAUGGAUGAGCCGUUUACAACUCCACCUUCAUUUGGUACAGCUUACUCGGAUGGUCCCUCUUAUACCAAAAUGAGAAAACCAAAUCCACCGAAUCAUUUCGAUAUCGGAGGUGGAAUUCUUAACUUUGGCAGAAAUGUCGAUGGAAACAUCGUGAGAAUUGGACAAUCAGCAACAUCAUAUGUAUAUAAUUUUGUUUAA